AUGUCAACAGAGGGAGUUCAACCCACUGCACAAAAUAAUGGCAAUAGUGCAAAUCCAGUUCUGUCUGCACCUACUGGAAAUGGGACUGCCACAAACCCAACUCCGCAGGCAGCAACUACAAAUGAGCAGAAUGGCAAUGCUGGGAAUGGUAAUGUUGUCGAGGAAUUACUCGACGUUGGUAAGCUUAAGAGUGUUGUUUGGCAACACUAUACCAAAGUUCGAAUUAAUGAAAUUGUCAAGGCUAAAUGCAAUUAUUGUAAGAAGCAAUUAGGUGGGGAAUCAAAUAAUGGUACUACCCACCUAAAGAAUCACACCAAAAUAUGUGUUCAGAAGAAAAUUAGGGAUGGUAGUCAAAAGAUUCUCGGCCCUCACUAUUUGGCUAAAGGAAAGCAAGACUUGGUUGCUACUGCUUUCAACUCUGAUUUUUCAAAAAGGGAGCUUGCAAUUGCUAUUACAAUGCAUGAAUAUCCUUUAUCGAUGGUUGAUCAUCUCUAUUUCAAGAGAUUUGUCUGCUCUCUUCAACCAUUGUUCACGGUUCCAUCGAGGAAUACUAUAAAGAAAGAGGUCUUUAAGAUCUAUGAUAUUGAAAGAGCUAAGAUUCAAAGUCUGUUUGAUAUCAACAGAGGUAGAAUUGCAAUAACUACUGAUUUAUGGACUGCCACCAAUCAAAAGAAGGGGUACAUGGCUGUUACAGCUCAUUAUAUUGACAACUCGUGGGUGCUUAGGAGCCAUAUGCUUAGAUUUGCAUAUGUACCAGCACCUCAUACUGCUGAAAGGUUGGGGACAGUGUUGGUUAACUGUUUGCUCGACUGGAAUGUCGACAAUGAUGCUGCCGCUGGAGCAGGAGUGUUGGAAGGAUGUUUCUCCCCUACAAGUGAAGCCAAUCUGGUCCAGCUCCAACCUGAUGCUGAAACUACUGAAGGUAAUAAGCAAAAAACCUUGUUUCAGUUGUCUGAUUUCUUCCAGCCUUUGAUAUAUGUCAAUGAGAUUGAGAUAGUUUGUUUAAAUGUGUUUUGUUUGAGUUUUGUUGCCUUGGCUGCUGGGUGGAACCAAGGAAUGCAGAAUGCUGCAUUGUUGCUGCUGCUGGAAAGUGGAGUAUGGAGGCCUGAAGUGAAGUCUUUAUCUUGCUGCUGUGUUGCUGCUGCUAUCGAAGCUGCUCUCGAGUAG
Messenger RNA from Linum tenue, 1167 nucleotides. The record is from the annotation of a GenBank genome assembly. NCBI's taxonomy places the organism in Eukaryota, Viridiplantae, Streptophyta, Magnoliopsida, Malpighiales, Linaceae.